AGAAGUCUCAAAAACGUGCAGCUUGUGUUUGUGUGCGAAGUUGAGAAAUUCGUAUUUAUCGCGUAGAAAAAAACAAAUUCUGUGUUUUAAUAAUGACGGAAAAACGUCGUUUAACUCAAUUCCAUGAAAUGGAACUUGACGAUAGAAUUUUAAAGGCUAUUUCAAAGUUGGGCUGGAGUGAGCCCACAUUGAUACAAGAAGCGGCCAUUCCUUUGCUGCUGGAGGGCAAAGAUGUCAUAGUGAAAGCUCGCACAGGUUCGGGCAAAACCGCCGCCUUUGCCCUUCCCUUACUUCAGAAAAUACUCAAUUCCAAAUUAAAUGCAGCUGAGCAAUGUAUAAGUGGUUUGGUGCUAGCGCCUAGCAAAGAACUUUGUCAACAGACACGCAAAGCCAUGGAACAAAUGAGUGAGAAAUGUGGCAAAGUUUUGCGUGUAGUAGAUCUCUCAUCCAAUGAUGUGGUGGCACAGAAACAUGUUCUGUCAGAGAGGCCAGAUGUUGUUAUAACAACUCCAGCAAAAGUUUUAUCACACUUGCAGUCAGGAGCUAUGGAUCUGAAACAUUUGGAAACGCUCAUAGUUGAUGAAGCCGAUUUGGUGUUUUCAUUCGGCUUUGAAAAGGACAUAAAGAAACUUGUGGAAUAUUUGCCUCCCAUAUAUCAGGCCAUUUUGGUGUCGGCCACCAUCACAGAUGAAGUGAUGAACAUGAAGAGCAUAAUAUUGAAUAAUCCCGUAAUAUUGAAGCUAGAAGAACCAGAACUAGUGCCAGAGAGUCAAUUGUCACAUCAAAGGAUAUUGGCUGAAGAAAAUGAUAAGCCCGCCAUUUUGUAUGCCUUGUUGAAGUUACGUUUGGUGCGGGGCAAGAAUGUUAUUUUCGUUAAUUCGGUAGAUCGUUGUUAUAAACUUAAACUUUUCCUAGAACAGUUUAGCAUAAAAUCAUGUGUCCUCAACUCGGAAUUGCCUGCCAAAAUUCGUAUACACACCAUAAAUCAAUUUAAUCAGGGCAUUUAUGAUUUUAUCAUCGCCUCCGACGAACAUAUGUUGGAAAAUCCUGGACGAAAUAAAUCUGAUCGGGAAUCAGGUGCCUCUAGAGGCAUCGAUUUCCAAUGUGUCACCAAUGUUAUCAACUUUGAUUUCCCUAAAGAUGUUAAUUCCUAUAUUCAUCGGGCAGGACGUACUGCUAGAGGCAACAACAAAGGCACAGUUCUCUCAAUGGUAAGCAUUAAGGAUAAGACCAUAAACGAUGAAGUUGAAGUGCGACUAAAGGCUGGUUAUAUGAGCGACGAACAGAUUAUUAAGAACUAUCAAUUUAAAAUGGAAGAAGUCGAAGCUUUUCGUUAUAGAGCUAAAGAUGCAUGGCGUGCCAUUACCCGUACUGCGGUACAUGAAGCCCGUGUACGUGAAAUUAAAGCGGAAAUCUUCAAUAGUGAAAAGCUGAAAGGGUUCUUUAGUGAAAAUACGCGAGAUCUACAAGUCUUGCGACAUGAUAAACCUUUGAAAACGGUAAAAGUUCAACCUCACUUAUCUCAUGUUCCUGAGUAUAUUGUGCCAAAGGCUCUUAAGCGUAUUGCUACCACUCCCAUUACCUCAACUUCUGCAAGUACAUCGAAAAAACCACGGUACUUCAACUCAUCGGCCAAAGCUGCCUAUGAAAAUAAAUCUAACAAUCCAUUGUUGUGCAGUGAAAUAGAUUUUGGCAAAAAACACGGAGGUGGAAAACGCCGUAAAUAAUGGCACAUCUAAGACCAUGCCUACAUGUACCAUUAUUUUGAAAUGAAUUGUAUAGUUAAUUAGUUGUGUUUUUAUUAUAAGUUUAUUUUAGAAAAAAAUGUAUAUUUAAAGAAAUUGAUGGUAGGAAUGUGUUUUUCUAUUAAAAAUCGUCACAAUGUUUUAAAAACGGA
This is a messenger RNA of Stomoxys calcitrans (stable fly), 1897 nucleotides long. It is a transcript of the gene Hlc, whose product is annotated as probable ATP-dependent RNA helicase DDX56. Bases 93 to 1727 code for a protein of 544 amino acids. Gene Ontology annotation, molecular function: nucleic acid binding; RNA helicase activity; ATP binding. The record is from RefSeq and is a predicted model, not a curated record. Gene Ontology annotation, cellular component: nucleolus. The transcript has 4 exons. NCBI's taxonomy places the organism in Eukaryota, Metazoa, Arthropoda, Insecta, Diptera, Muscidae.